AUUAUGAUAAUAAUCAAAAUUAUGAUAAUAAUCAAAAUUAUGAUAAUAAUCAAAAUUAUGAUAAUAAUCAAAAUUCUUAUUCAAAUGUUAAAAAUUUGUUCUCAUUAAAUAAUAACAACCAAAAUGAAGAUGCGUUUAAUAAUUAUAAAAAUAUAACUAGCAGCUUCACCACUUCUUCGAGUAGUUGUAUAUAUAGUAGUAGUAGUAAUAUAUAUAAUGAGCAUGAUUAUCAAGAAAAAGAAAAAAAAAUGGAAUCAACAAAUUGUUUAAAAGAUACACAACAAAAUGGUAUUAAUAACAAUUAUUAUAAUAAUAGUUAUGAUAAUAAUAGUUUUAAUAGUGAUGCUUUAAAUAAUGAAAUAAAUACACUUUCUCAUUCUUCAGAUAUACAUAAAAAUUUAAUAUCUAAUAUAAAUGUUAGAAGUGAUGGAAUAAGCGAUAUUAGCUUUUCUAAAAAUUCCAUUUUUAAUCAAGAUAUAAAUAAUUUUGUUCUCAUAAAUAAUGAUAAAAACAAUAAAAAUAUAAAUAAAAUAUAUAACACAAAUUAUAUAUCUUAUGCUUUUCAUAUUUUAAAACAAAAUAAAAUAAAUCUAUGCAACCUUAUCGAUGAAAAUAAAUUAUAUUAUCAUAACAAUAAUGAAAAUACUCUAUUUAUACAUUUUAAAAAUGAAUUCUUAAAAAAAGAAAUAGAAAAAAAUGUUGAUAUACCAAAUAUUAUUGUCUUAAAAAAAAUUAUGAUUAUAAAAAUUCUUUUUUUUCUUUAUAAACAUAACAACUUAUUAAUUAUUAAAUUAUAUAUUCUUAAAACAUUAUCCAUUUUAUCAAACCAUUUAAUUUAUGAAGAAGAUAUAGAAAACUUUAUAAGAAUAUUCAAUUAUUUUGUUACACAUUUUUUAAAACAAAAUGAUUUUACUAAUACACACACAUCAACUUUAUUAAAACAUGAGAAAAAAAAUAAUGUAAAUACACAUUCUACACAGUUAUUAAACAAACAAAAAUAUAAAAAAAAUCAUAAAUUUCAAAAUAUCCAAGAAAAAAAUAUAAAUGAAAUAUUAUAUAGUAAUUCAUAUAAUUCGGAUCACACAUCUUAUUUAGGAAGUGUAAUUAUGUCAUCAGAUUCAUCUACACAAGAACAAAAAAAUAAUAAAAAUAAUAAAAAAAAUAAAAUAAAUAAAAAAAAUUAUCUUAACAAUUUUGUAAGUUAUCUGUUAAAUAAAAAUCAUAUGCUCAUAUUAGAAGAAACAAAUAGCUCAUAUUAUAAUAAAAAUGUAUUAAAAAAUUUUAUACGUAUUUAUAUAACAGAUAUUAUACAUAAAUUAUUGAAAUAUAAAAACAAAAUAAUAUUGAAUUCUAUUCUUUAUAUUUUUUCAAGUAAUAAAAAUAUACCCUUCUUUAAUUUGUUCUAUAUUGUUAAUAAAGAAGCUAUUGAACAAAUUUUGAAAGAACCUUUCUUUUAUUUAACAGUAGAAAGAAAAUGUAUAAACGAUAAGGAAAGCAAAAAGGAAAACCAAGAUACUCAUAUAAAUAUUAAUCAUAAUAAUAAUCAUUUUGAAAUAAAAAAAGAAAACUAUAAACAUGAAGACCAAAAAAGUAAUAAUAUAUAUCACAUUUCUUAUCAACACUCUUACCUUAACAUUUUAAACGAACACUUUUUUCAAUCAUUCCAAUUCGAUAAUAUUAGCCUCAAUAAUGUCAAAACCCUUUUUUAUUUCUCUUUUUUUAAUUUUAUUAAUGAUAAAGAUUCUAUGAUUAUAUUUAGAAAAAAAACUCUCACAUUCUUAAAUAUUCUAAAUGAUAUAUAUUUUUUUAAAACCAACAAAUACGUGUUUUAUCGGGAAAAGUAUAAAAAUUUUUUUUUGUGUGCAGACAAAACAAAUGAUUUUGCAUGUAUAAGUCAGGCAAAUGACGUAACACGUGCAGGCAAAAUGAACGAAUUAUUAUGUACAAGUCAGGUAAAUAAAAAGUUGCAAAAUAAUGAAAGAGUGGGAGUAUUAUCAUAUAAAGAUAGGAAUAAUUUGAAGAUUGAAAGUAUGAAUGGAAAUAAAUAUAUUAAUAUUGAAGAUGCUGUUAUAGAUAAAAAAAAUAAGACAGGCAUAAAAUAUGAUAUGAAAAAUAAUGAUAUGAAUAAUAGCAAUAUGAUGCAUAGUAAUAGUGAUAACUCAAAUAAAUUUUCUGAUGAUGAUGAUGAUGGUGAUUAUUAUUAUUAUUAUUAUUCUAGUUCUUCAUGUAGUGUAUCUAUAUCAUGUGCAUCAUAUAAUUCUGUUGAUGAUAGUAGUACUGUUCAUAAUGUAUCAGAUGGUAAUAACGAAUCUGUUGAUGAUGACUUUUCAAUUUCUUCUAUAUCGAAUAAAUCAUUUAAAAAUAGGAUAAUAAAAUCAUAUGACAAUAUAUAUAAUGAAGAUAUAAAUACAAAUGAAAAUAUACAAAUGAAUUUUGAUAUAAAAGAAUGUUCAUAUAUAUAUAUGUAUAAAAUUGGUUUGUAUUGUAUAAUAUCGGGUUAUUAUAAUUAUGGAUAUAAAAUAUUUGGAAAAUUAUAUGUGAUGGUUAAUAAGAGAGAUAUAAAAUUAUGGUUAGAAUGUUUAUUAAAUUAUUGUAAAUUUUAUUAUUUAAAUAAAAGAAAACCUAAACAAAGAAAACAUUUAUAUAUAAGAAAAACGAAUGAUAAGAACAAUAUGUAUAAUAAUAUAAAAAAUAAUAGAGACGAAUUAUAUCAUAAUAAGAACGAUUUUUUUACUCACUGUAAUUAUAAUAUUGGUUAUAUAAAUCCUUCUAAAUGUUUAGAAAAAGCUCAAGAGUGUGUAAAACAAAUAAUAAGUUAUAAAGAAAAUUUUUUUCAUGUGUUCUUAUUUUUACAAAUAAAAAAAAAUAUAUAUAAAGCUAUAGAAAAUUUAAUUAUUUUAAUAAAUGAUAUAAAAGAUGAAAUAAAUUAUACUGUGAAAUAUUUUACAUAUAAUAUUCAAGAAUAUAUAUAUUUUUUAAAAAGUAUUUUCAUAUACUUAAUAUUACUAUUAAAUUUUAAAUAUGAAUUUUCAAGAUUAUCGAAAAGAAUAUUAUAUAUAUAUAUUGUAUUGAUUAAAACGUUAUAUGUUAUAUGCAUUUUUAUGAAGAAUAAAAUAAUUCCAUAUUUAUUUUUGAAUUCUUCCUUUUUAUUAAAUACACUUAUGGAUUAUAAUUAUGCAAGUGGUUCUGAACAAAAUGAAAGUGACAGUGAAGAGGAUGAUGAACGUGACAACAAAAGUGACAAUAAUAAUGUUUAUAAUAAGGAUCAUUAUAAUGAAGGCAUUUAUGACCAGGAUAAUAACAUUAUAAAUGUUAAAAAAAAGAAAAGAAAAAUGAACUUAUUUAUGUGGGGAGAUGAUUAUACAGGAUAUAAUUUUACAAGAUUAUAUUUGGAAAGAAAAAAAGAAAAGAUAAUACAAAAAAAUCUUUUUUCAAAAGAAUUGAAAGAUGUCGAUGGCAAAUCGUUUCAAGAAAUUUUUGAAUAUAUAAAAAAUUUGUGGAAAGUAUCAGGAGAAAAUUUUUUUUUUUAUUAUCAUAUACAUAAUUUAAAUGAAAUGUAUCAUAAUUUAUUUAAAGAUAAUAUUAUAAAUAAAAAAAAAAUCCUCAAUUUUUUAAAAGUCUAUCUUUUAAUUCUAAACAAAAUUAAUUAUCCGACUCCUCCUCGUUUCUUGUCAUCUCGUGCUUUUCCCUAUAUAGUUAGUCGGGCAUACAUAUACAAAUCGAACCUUGUAAAAAUGCAGUAUGAAGUGGAGUCCGUUAAAUGUAUAGGCCACUUGGAAAACGCCCAAGCUCAUAUAAUUAAACAUUUUUAUUAUUGUAAUAUUAAAUUAGUUUUGAGAAAUAAAAUUAUAAGAAAUAUAAAUGUAAAAGCUAAAGGACUUUCUAUAUUUUAUACGUUUCAUAUACAAAUACAAAACGAAGAUUUAAAGAAUUUUCAUAUAUUCAUUAUACCACUGGAUAAACAUAAACAAGUAUUGGGUCAAGCCAAGCCAACUGAUUUUUUUAUUAAAUAUAUAUAA
Plasmodium gaboni is the source of this 4019-nucleotide messenger RNA. RefSeq names its product putative membrane protein. The annotation marks the transcript as partial. The record is from RefSeq and is a predicted model, not a curated record. Lineage: Eukaryota; Apicomplexa; Aconoidasida; Haemosporida; Plasmodiidae. The transcript is spliced from 3 exons.